Molecule: messenger RNA, 1539 nt
Organism: Sitophilus oryzae (rice weevil)
Lineage: Eukaryota; Metazoa; Arthropoda; Insecta; Coleoptera; Curculionidae
Exons: 2
Coding region: 1-1539 (512 amino acids)
Source: RefSeq, a predicted model, not a curated record
AUGGAGCAUAAUAGAACAUUGGAAACGAUAGAGCCGCUGCCUGGGGAUCGCCAGGGCGUGUCUGGAGCCGGCGCUGGACACGACAGCAUGCGGGACGUCGGCGGCAGGGUGUUGAAGAGGCGGGCCCCUGUCGUACAAUCAGCUACAGCCCAAUUAAACCAGCGUGAAGUGGACGCUUUAGUUGGUAACUACCAAGACGAUACCACUCUACCUGAUGGCUCGCCCGCUAUUAGUAGGGCUGCCCGCAGGAGAGAAAAUGGAAAACGUAUGAAAUGGACGCGAGAAUUAAAUAUUGAUAUUAUGCGAUCUUUCUACUACGUUAACCAAUGUCAAGAUCAACCACUUCCUGGAUGGAGAAGCUCCCUCCAUGCAGAUUUUACCAGAAGACACCCAGAUUUGCAAGUGUCGGAACAGAACGUCGUCGAUAGGAAACGCGUUAUAUUGAAACAAGAAUAUGGAGAUAAUGAAAGAAACAUAUUUCACCGAGACGAAGGUAUUCCUGAGGAGCAGGUGGACAGAACACAACAAGAGGCAGAGAACCAGGUACCUCAAGAUAAUGAAAAUGAAGUUGCUAAAGAAAAGUUGGCUGAAACUUUUGAAAGUUUACUGGCAAUGUACAUUAAUACCUGCCCCUUAGAGAGGCCUGCCAUACCUGUUCUUCAGAACGUUCGAAAAGCCCAAGGCAUAAUAGAGAGGGUUAAUGCUGUACUGGAAGCCUACACUACACCGGAUAAAUCAUUAGAAUACGUUCACUUGGCUCUCUACUGUGCAGCUGUAACGGUUGUGCAGCACAAUGGGCAGUCGACUUAUUAUCCCCGAGCAAUAUCCUACAAUAGGCUUGACCAGAUACCAGCCUGGAGAAGAAGGCUUGAGAAGACCAUCGAUAAACUACGAGGCAGGGCCGAUCUAAUUGCUGAGUUUUUAAAAGAUAAACCCUCCAAAAAAGUCCACCAAAAAGUCAGGACAAUUGCAGAAGGAGCCAAAAUAUAUGAAAACCAACCCAACUAUCUACAAAAGCUUAUAGAACUACAAGAUACAUACCGCCAAAAGUAUAAAGCUAAAGGAGCAAGGCUAUCAAGAUUCAAUGCAACAGAUAAAAGAAAGAAACAGAAUAACGAGUUCCUAAAAAGCCAGAAACAAUUUUUUAGAAAGCUAGAGAAUGAGUCUGCAGUACAACAAGAUACUGCUGAGGUGGACGUCAAAGCUUUUGGCAAUUACUGGUCAGGAGUAUGGGCCGAGUCGGAGAGAUUUAACCAUGAUGCUGAUUGGAUAAGUACCAUCGAAGACAAAGUUCUAAAUGUGCCUAGAAUGGUAGUCAAUACAUUUUCGAAGGAAGACAUCACUGCAGCCAUUAAGAAAACCCAAAAUUGGAAGACGCCGGGACCGGACAGGAUACAGAACUUCUGGCUCAAACGAUUCCCAGCUAUUCACGGUGCUUUGGCCCGAUGUUUCACGCAGGCGCUUGAUGAUCCACACAUUUUCCCAGAAUUCCUGUCCAAUGGAAACACCGUUUUGUUAUUCAAGAAGGGCGAUCCUUAA